Molecule: messenger RNA, 1928 nt
Organism: Harpegnathos saltator (Jerdon's jumping ant)
Lineage: Eukaryota; Metazoa; Arthropoda; Insecta; Hymenoptera; Formicidae
Product: Transport and Golgi organization 5
Exons: 5
Coding region: 239-1471 (410 amino acids)
Source: RefSeq, a predicted model, not a curated record
AUAUAAGACAUACGUUAGAAUAAUACACGUCAUGAGUGAAUUGGCAAUUUAAUCGUUCGUAUCACGAUAAAUUAGACCAAAGGUUGAAAACCAUGUAAGACUUUCGCAAAGUCACUUUCUACUUUCACCGGAGUAUGUUCCACAAUGAUUUAAGAAACGUCAGUGUAUUGUAGUUUCUACUUCGGACGCAUGUUGAUCUUAAAAUCGAGAAGGUUAAUCGCGUAAUAAGUGCUUAAUCAUGUUGGAUAAUUCUACUGCCAUUCGACGUCCAAAGGAACAAACUUCUACUAAUGGAGCUCAAAGGAGUGCUGGAAAAAAAGCAUCUAGUCCAGCAGUGGAAGAUAGUUCGAGCCAUUCAAAAAAUGUCUCAUUGGAUGCGGAUCAUUUAACACUCUGGCAGCAUCCAAUUAUAACGUUACAUUAUUUCCUUAACGAAGUGUUCAUUAAUUUGAUUAGUUUAGCAAAGAAGACAUUACAUUACAAACGGACAGUAUGCGCUAUAAUUUUAAUUAUAACACUGUUUCUUGCACUAAGCAGAAUUUCUGGUCCUCAACAAGAGAUUUUUAAGUUAUGGGAAGCUAAGAUUAUGUGGUGGCUAUAUUGGAUAGGACUAGGUGUAUUAUCAAGUGUAGGCCUUGGAACAGGUUUACAUACUUUUGUGUUAUAUUUAGGACCACACAUUGCAGCUGUUACUAUGGCAGCAUACGAAUGUGGAGGUCUAAACUUCCUUGAACCACCAUACCCUGACCAAAUAAUAUGCCCAAGUAAAGUUGACCCAAUGUGGACAGCAGGCAUAUUGAAUAUAAUGAGUAAAGUACGUGUGGAGGCUAUGCUGUGGGGAGCUGGCACUGCGCUUGGCGAGUUACCGCCCUAUUUUAUGGCCAGGGCAGCAAGGACAAGCGGACAAAGUACUAAAAAUGAAAAUUUCGAUCAGGAAGAUUUGAAAGAAUUGGAGGCCUUGGAAGCACUAGAAAACGGAGAGAACGUGCCGCUUAUAAUGCGUAUAAAAUUAAUUAUGAAGCGAUUUGUUGAGAAAGCUGGAUUCUGGGGUAUACUGGCUUGUGCGUCAAUUCCAAAUCCGUUGUUUGACUUGGCUGGUCUGACAUGCGGACAUUACCUCAUUCCAUUCUGGACAUUCUUUGGUGCCACUUUGAUAGGAAAGGCUGUUAUUAAAAUGCACAUACAACAGUUAGCAGUAAUCAUAGCCUUCAAUGAAGAACUUUUAGAUAAAUUUAUUAGUUUAUUAGCGGUUGUACCGUUUGUUGGUACAAAAUUCCAGGAACCAUUGAAGAAGUAUCUCAUUGAACAGAAACAGAAAUUGCAUGAUAAGUCCUCUGUGGAUGGAACGACUACUAUAUCAUGGUUGUUUGACAAAUUUGUAAUGUUGAUGGUCUGUUACUUUUUAGUGACAAUUAUUCACGCAUUAGCGCGAAAUCAUCAUCGUAGACGAACCAAACCAUCCGUUGAUUAGAAUCCAUGGUGCAUAGGAUAAUUAGUUAGAAAUAUAAAAUAAGUUUCGUAUAUUGCAACAUAUAUGAGAAUAUAAAAUUUGUUUUCACAAUGAGAGACAAAUACGGCAUGUAAGAAUGUAAGAGAUGUGUUGAAAGAUUUCCAUUUCUAUGGUUUCAAUGUUGCAUUACAAAUACAAUAUUCACACAAUAGUGAAGUAUUAAAUAGGUUAGUCUUUUUUCCUUGAUUUUUUCUGUUUGAUAUUGAUUUUAUUUCUUUUUUAUGCUUUCAUUUUUGUUACUAUACUCUAUAAAUGUUGCAAGGAUAUUCCUGCUAUGCAGGUGAUUUACAUGUAUAUAGACUGAUGUCUUUUAUAAUACAAGGUUUAUGUACAGUGCAUAAAAUAAAUAUCUAAGUGACAUAUUCUGCAACACUUGUGCACUAUCGGUUGAUAUUCAUGUUUCUGUAUAUUACAUAUA